UCAGUUUCUACGGAAGCGCCCUCCGCGGGGGCCCGGUGUUUCCGACGGGGGACGCGGGGCGCUGCUCGACCUUCUAGUCCCUGGGCGGGCCCUGCACGACCUGCGUGCUCGCUGGCGUCCUCUGCGGGGCAGCCGGUCGCCUGCUGCUGGGCGAGUGGACGCUGCUCUAGAUGCACACCGGGUGUUCGGGGUGAUUCCGGGCAAGGACUGAGGAGAUGGAUCAAGCAGGUUUUAAAUCAAGACUUAUCAUUCCAGCACAUAAAAGUCAUCUAUCCAACUGCUCCUCCCAGGCCGUACACCCCACUUAGAGGCCGGCUCUCCAGUGUGUGGUUUGACAGGCUGAGGAUCUCCAUCGACUGCCCCGAGCACCUGGAGUCCAUCGAUGCCAUGUGCCAGGUGCUGACCGAGCUCAUCGAGGAGGAAGUCCGGAGCGGCGUCAGCAAGAGCCGGAUCCUGCUAGGAGGAUUUUCUAUGGGAGGAUGUAUGGCCAUGCAUUUAGCAUAUAGGAACCAUCAGGAUGUGGCUGGGGUAUUUGCUCUUUCUAGUUUUCUGAAUAAAGCAUCUGUUGUUUACCAGGCACUUCAGAAGAUGGAUUGUGUGCUCCCAGAAUUAUUUCAGUGUCACGGCAUGGCAGAUGAGUUGGUUCUUUAUUCCUGGGGCGAAGAGACAAACUCAAAGUUAAAAUGUCUAGGAGUGAACACAAAGUUUCAUAGUUUUCCAGAUAUGUACCAUGAGCUCACCAAAACUGAGCUAGAAAAACUGAAGUCAUGGAUUCUUGCAAAGCUACCAGGAGAAAUGGAAAAAACAAGAUGAAUGAAAUGAGAUUUAUUUGUUAAUAUACACAUACUGUCCUUGUGAAAAGUUAUAAUGUUGUAAAGUUACUGCUAAGAUAUAAUGAUAAA
Fukomys damarensis (Damara mole-rat) is the source of this 902-nucleotide messenger RNA. RefSeq names its product lysophospholipase like 1 (gene Lyplal1). Gene Ontology annotation, biological process: protein depalmitoylation. Gene Ontology annotation, cellular component: cytoplasm. The annotation marks the transcript as partial. The record is from RefSeq and is a predicted model, not a curated record. Gene Ontology annotation, molecular function: carboxylic ester hydrolase activity; palmitoyl-(protein) hydrolase activity. NCBI's taxonomy places the organism in Eukaryota, Metazoa, Chordata, Mammalia, Rodentia, Bathyergidae. The transcript is spliced from 5 exons.